CCUCGCUGUGUAUAACACACAUGAAGUUAUUGGUAUAUCGCAUCAAAAAUUGAUAUUUCGGCUAACGUAUAUGCAAUCAUUGUAUACGUAUAAAUAUCUGCUCGGGAUAGCUUGGACUUUAAUAGUGGAUUAAGAUUUAAUAUCGAGCUGUUGUAAUUUUUGAUAAUUCUGAAUGGGAAAAAAGUGAACCGUUCUUAGAGUUUAGAAUAAGCUUAUGAUAACUUUGAAAUAAAGAAAAAAAUGGAGUCGGAUCUAAAGCAUUUGUAUUCAAAAUAUCUGAGUACACAAUCUAGACAGAUGGAGAACAAUGACGUUAUAAAGCUGAAGGAGUGUAUUCGAGAUGGAAGAAUGAGCGAGAUAAGAGGGCUUUUAGAAUCCGCCAGUCCAAAAGAGAUCAGAGUUAUAGAAGAAAAGUUUGUCAGCUCAUCAGAACAACCUACUGAUCCUGUCAAUUAUGCCAUAGAUCAAGGGAAAGAAAAAGUUGCUAUCUAUCUCCUAGAGAAAGGAUUUCCAUUGUACCAUGUCUACUGGGAGGAUAGGGCUGUGUGUGACGAGUGGUGCCGGAAAGAUCACGGACCCGACAAGUGUCCAAGACAGUACGAUUGUGUCCAGAAUGCAGAGAAUCGAGGCAUGGAAGCACUGAAAUUACGUAUAGACGCAGUAAGAGAAGGAAAGAGUAAACCAGGAGAUGGAAUAUCUGAACCAUUUGUAGACAAAUAUAUGCCACACACUCCUCCACCUAAACAAACACGACCUAUGUAUGAUAAGGAUGACCAAAACAGAUUUGUGCCUGAGAAGAAAGAAAAAUCACACGCAGAUGAAGCUAGGGAAAUUGUCGCCAAGUAUGGUGUCAAAUAUUGUAAUAAGAAAGGAGAAACUCUGCUACAUAAGUAUGUUGACAAACCAAGAGUAUAUAUGUAUGUGUUUGCCAAUCAUGGAGUACCCAUUAAUGUACAAAAUACUAAUGGUGAUACGGCGUUACAUCUUGCAGUCAGAAAAGGUAGAGCUGACGUUGUAGAAGCACUAGUACAAUGUAGCGCAGAUCUUUCCCUCCGAAAUAGGAUGGGACAGACACCUGUGGAUGAGGCAGAAGGAGAAAUCAAGUCUUUCUUGCGGAUUUUCGAGUGCGGUGUGAUCCUAGCCGUGCGGGAUUCACAUUUCAACCAAUUGCUUCGUCAAGUUAAACGCAGUUGGUGUAAUGUUCAUACAAAGGUCAAGGAUGAUAAAAGCUUAUUAGAAUGGACAAUGGAGAAAGCCGAUGUAGGCAUGCUUUCUCUGUCACCUGAGAUGAAAGUAUGCUCAAAAAAUGAAUUGAAGACCCAGGCUGACAUAGCACGAAACUCUUACCGAGUCCUGUGCGAUUGCAGACCAACAAGUGAGUUAAUACAUGCAGUAUUAUGUGAGGACGUGGAGUUGGCACAGCAAGUUUUGUGGGCAAAUAAAGACCUGAAAGUUAAUAUCAGAUUUAGGGAUCGAAAAGGAAAGACGUUACUUAGUCAUGCUAUUGAAACUAACAACUAUGAAAUGGUUAAAUUACUGGUGGUCAAUGGUGCCAAUGUAGCUCAAGUCAGAGUCAGGGAGAAUGAGCAAACUGACGUAACUGUUCCACUAUAUCAGAAGGCCUUACGAAGAGAUUUAGAUGUAAACAUUGUAAAGCUUUUACAGACAGUGCUUACAGAUAGUACUGAACAUCAAGAAAAAGAUGUGAACGGUAACACCCCUUUGUUGCGAGCUAUUGAGAAUGGAGUAGAUACACAAACUAUUCAUUGGUUAAUUAAAGCAAGGAGAGGCUACUCACUCAUGGACAGGAACUGUGAUGGUUUUACUCCUAGAGAAAUAGCUUUCAAGAGAGGCAGAGAUAAUGUUGUGAAAAUGAUAGACAGGUACAUUGCUAAAGAACUGCCACCAAUUGUGUUACGACUUUUCCCAGUUGCUUUUUACCCAUCAGAACUUCUCAAUAUUGUAGACGAGGAAUAUAUUCAACAAAUGACUGGAGAUUCUUUGGAACAGAAGCUAACCAAGGUUGCUAAAGAGCAUCAUGUGUCAACAUGGAUAGAUGUUAACCAAACACAGAACAAUGCUAUAGCCUUGUUUGAAGCCGCAGCAACUGGGGAUGUUAAAAAAGUUUUUCAGUAUAAUAACGCUAAUUACCAAGACAAGAAUGGGUUUACUGCUUUAACAAGAGCAAUAGUAUUCAACCAGUUUGAUGCAGCUAGAGAACUUUGUACCAGAAGGCCUGCCUUGAGAAAAAUAGGAGACAACUGCAAUCGUUAUCCAUUACAUUAUGCCUAUGCAUUACCCAAGGAGCAAGGUGAACAGUUUAUCAAAGUAAUUUUAGAGAAAGAUGCUAACGAGAUUGAAAACAGGGUAGAUAAGGAUGGAAGGGUAGCAGCUGACUAUGCAGAAUUACGAGAAACAAAGGAGAUAAAACAAAUGUUGUACGAUGCUAGAACACUUGACUUGUUUGGAAAGAGAGGACGACCAUUGGGUCCGUGGCCAAAAGGUGCUGAUCAUAUUCCUCCAACAGAACAGUAGAUGUUUAAACAAGAG
Ruditapes philippinarum (Manila clam) is the source of this 2550-nucleotide messenger RNA. RefSeq lists its product as uncharacterized. The record is from RefSeq and is a predicted model, not a curated record. Gene Ontology annotation, cellular component: ciliary inversin compartment. Gene Ontology annotation, molecular function: protein binding. Gene Ontology annotation, biological process: protein localization to ciliary inversin compartment. Bases 241 to 2535 code for a protein of 764 amino acids. NCBI's taxonomy places the organism in Eukaryota, Metazoa, Mollusca, Bivalvia, Venerida, Veneridae. The transcript has 23 exons.